AAGGAGAUUGUUUAUUUUAUAUAAAUGUCUACAUGUAAGCAAACGUUAUUACAUGUGUUCGUACCCACAGUUUAGCUGUCGGUUUCGAAGAUGAUCUGUAGUGUUGACCUGUCAGACAAAAAAUCUCUCUAGGAAGAAACAAGAUCCAUACAUGAUUUAGUGGUGUUGUCAUAAAGAAUCUGCUACAACGUGUUUUUCUAGCAAAGCCGGUUAUGGCGGAAAAACAGAUAAACUAACUUUUCACAGUCUGAGACAUGGAAAGAGACAGCCAAGAGAUCCCAGGGUUUGGGUUUGAUCCUGGUUAUGAACCUAGUCCAUUGCCACAGGAACCAACACCAAGCAGUAACUCAAUAUUUGGACUGAUUUCAAAGGUUAAUAAAGGAAUCCUUAAAAAGCCUCAGACAUCUACAUCAGAAACUGGGAAAGAGGGUCCCGCCAAUGACAGUAUUCAGCAAGCGAGAGCUGUUGCUAAGAAAUUGUCAAAUAUAUCUUCACAGAUGGUCAAACAGAGAGUAUUUCAGAAUGCUAAAACAACCAUUGAAAAUAUUCAGAAUGGAAUAUGGAAUCCACCAGUUGUUGAAGAGAAUAAACCAGGAAGUUCUAACACAGCAUUUAAGGUACCUACAGUUGCCCCUGUGCAAAAAUAUGUUGACCUUUCCAAUAAAGAUCCAUGUCAUGUAAAAGUUGCAAGUCGGAGUCAAGGUCAGAAUGCAAAUAUGUCAACACAGCACGUUGCCCCUAAUAUUUAUGGGGAAGAGAAAAGGUUGGUAGCUUAUGAUGAUGCUGAUAGGACAAAGCACACUGGUAACUUCUCACGUCAGGAAGCUCUGGAUGAAAUUGAUCGAUACAGAGGACCUGCAAGAGGUUAUGAUAAGGAUAAGCAUUAUGAGGAGACAGGUAAAAAGACAGAACCAUUCAAGAGUGAUUUUGAUCGCUAUUAUUAUGGAAAUGAGAAUCAAAGGAAUGAAAUUGCUGGUAAAUUACACAGAACUGAUGUUAGAGAUGAUUUUAGAUUUGAAAAGGAAUUUGCUUCAAAGCAGUUCCACGAACAUAGUUCGAAGCAAGGUACUAAUAUAGGAAGAGAUUUUAAGAACAGGAGUGAUGCUCGGUCAAGGGGUGAAUACCAGUCAGUUAUUGAUAACUUUCAAAGACCUAGAAAUGAUAAUUAUCAAGGAUCUAGAAAUUAUAAUUAUAAGAGACCUGUUAAUGAAACAUAUCAAACUGGGAAUGAUAAUCACCUAUGUAAACCUUUUGCAUCAGAGACUGGUCAUAACUACAGUGUGCAGAGAGAAUUUAGUCAAAGGGAUGAGUAUGAUCCCGAAAGAUGGGACUAUGGAAGGAAGAGAGAAUGUGGCAAUAUUGAUAUUAAAAAUUCUCAUUCUAGAGGGAUGGAGUCUGGUUCCUAUGGCAGUAAGCACAAAAAUGAGAAGCCUCUUACUGAAGAUAAGAUCCCUGACAAUAGUGAUCGUAGUGCAUACUUGAAAGAUACGAGAAGCAGAAAUGUGGGACUUGACCAGGAGCAAUUUUACAGUAGAAGCAAGCAUUCACAAGAACGACCUGAAAGUGGCAGCAGUGGUUCUUGUGAGUUACCUCAGACAGUUUACGAUUACGGUGAUUCAGUACACACUUAUGAUGGGGAGAUUAUGUCAUAUAGGACUAGGAGACAGACGGAUGAGCUAGGGGAAAGAUUUGAUAGCUAUAGCAACAAAAGAAAUAAUAGAGAUAUCAGUAGGGAUAGAGGUAGUGCAUCUGGAAAUAGAGUGAAUGAGAGAGAUGGUUACUAUGAGGAAGGACGUCAACAGUGCCACAGUAAAAGCGAAAUGGACUAUUACAGUGAUAAUUACUAUGACAGGGUUAGAGGUGAGAGAUGUGACUAUAGGAAUGAAGAGUAUUGUGAAGACAUGGCAAAUAUGGAAGAAUUUCCUGAAGAGGGGGAACAUGACAGUAAAUUACCAGAUGGAGGGAUGUUAUAUGAGGAUUUCUUGUUUGGAGAGGAGUAUGAAGAAGAGAAAGUCCUGAAUACAAGACAAAAUGACAAUAAAGGAUAUAGAAGUAGACAGUUUGAUAAUGAAUUUGAUAGGAAAAAGAAAGUUAAGAUUGGCAUGAUGAAUGAUGAGGAGAAUAAUUUGAGUAGAAAUAAACUAUCAGAUUGGAGAGGUACAAGAGGUAGAGGUAUGGAGCAGAACUGUGACAGAAUGAAGAGCAGAGAUAGUUUUGGUGAAAGAAAGGUUGACCAGGGUUUUGCAAAGGUUGGAAGAAAUAUGCCAAUUACAGAUGAUGAGAAAGCACAAGUUGAGAAGCCUGCUGAUGCAAUUAAAGUGGAUGUUCAGGCACAAGUACCUCCUUUGACUGGUGUUAGAGCACAAGUACCUCCCCUGCCUGAUGCUCUGAGUAGUGUUCCAGUGCAAGUACCUCCUACCACUGGUGUUCAAGCACAGGUACCUCUUUCAACUGGUAUUCCAAUGCAAGUACCAUGUCUGGCAGGUGUUCAAGCACAAGUACCUCCUUUAAGCGGUGUUUCUGCACCACCACCAUUUAUUGUGACUGCAGUAAUUCCACCACCUGGAAUUAUCUGUAAGGAUUGCAAUGUGACAUGUCUGGACGAGGAAAUUUAUAAUGCCCAUUUGAAGAGUAAUAUGCAUGUAUUGACUCUUCAGAGAAAAGCUCAAGAAUUAUUUCAUAUGGGUUCUCGAAAGAGUCGUUUCAAUGUUGAUAGCACAGGAAAACCUAUUAAAGCCUCUAUCCUUCCACCCACUACAAUGAUCACAGUAAUCCCUCCUAAACCUUUAGGUCCCCUUGACACAAGGUCGGUGCAGUGCACUUGGCUGAUACUACAGUGGCGAACAAGGCACAAGGAUGAAGAGGCUUUGAUAGAUAAAUAUGUGGUGGAGUACCGAAACGCACGUGAAAUACGAUGGGUCAGAGUAGGGGCAACAGCCAAACACGAACUUGAAGUUAAUGGGUUGCAGGAGGGAACAGACUAUUUGUUCAGGGUAUAUACAACAAACAGAGAUGAGAGAAGUGAAUAUCUUGAAUCUGUUCUUAUCACAACAAAAAAGAGAAGAGAUACCCCAGAACGUGGCCAGAGAAUAGCGUGUAGGGAGAAGGACAAAGGGAGGAGUCGUAAGUCAAGUAGAGAGAGUCAUAGAAGGCCUAGUAGGGAGAUGGAUCGAAAACAUGGCCAUGAGCUUAGUAGGAAACCCAUAAGAAACAGGAAAAUUACUGGGGAAAGAAAAAGGAUUGGAGAAAGAAAAUCUAGCAGAGAUAUUGGGAGAGUAGACAGUAAACAAAGCAAAGGUAGGGACAGCAAGCCAAUGAAGAAAACAUCAAGCAGUGAUAGUAAGCAGAAUAAGGCAGAAACAAAUGGAAACAAGGAGGAAAAACAGCAAAUAGAAUGUAAGAGUACACAGAAAAAGACCGUGGAGACUUCAAAGGCAGUGGAGGUUGACAAGCCUGAAGAACUAAAGCAGGAAGGUGUUGAAUGUUUACUAUACAAGGAGCUUCCAAACUACUCACAUGAACCUCUGCUAGGUCUUGAUGAUAUAUAUGAAAUCAGAAGUUACGUGCCAAAAACACCACCAAGAUACGUUUGUAAGCUGUGUAAUAAUAAAGGUUCACACAAAAUUAUUGUGAAGCAUAUAAUUGGCUUCCCACAUAAACUUAAUUACUUUAAGAAGCAUAACCCAGAAAUUUAUGACAUCAUAAAUGUGAUUGCCCUGAAGAAACAGCAAGUUGAAAGAGCAAAUUAUGAGGCAAGAUUAGAGGAAGACAGGAUAGGUCGGGGAUCUGUUAGAGUCAUGUUGAUGUUAAAUCCUGAAGACAAUAAUGGGAAAGUUGUGUACAAUGACCCUUUACCUGUCAAAGCACCCCUGCCUCUCAGGAAGAAGGAGAUGGGUGAAGUGCCAGAGGCAUAUGAUGAUAGCUACCAGUCACAGUUUGAGUCGUUGUACAACGAGGCAAUAGAAUCUGGCACACUUUCUGAUACAACACUUAUUGGUCUUGACUAUGUGAAAGAAAUGCUACAUCCAAGAAUGGAGAAAGAGCCCAGGUAUAUUUGCAGUUUGUGUACAGUCCUGUGUCAUAGUACAACUAUACUGUGUCAUCUGGUUGGCAAGAAACACAGGUUCAAUUAUCUAAAAGUAUAUCAGGAACAUGUGUAUGAUAUGAUUAACAACUCCAAGGAACAGAAACUUGAACUGUUAGUGGAGAAAAUCAAAGAAGUGGCUGAAAAAGAUGGUCCAGGCACUAUCAAAACCAAAGUGGCAAGAAAUGAAAGAAUGUGGAGAGAUAAAGCAUCAAAGGCUGAGGAAGCCCAGGUACAGACAGAGACUCGGGUCAGGGAAGAAGAAGAUGAGAACCUCGAAGAACCUCAACUGGAGGAGCCACCCAGAGAGGCUAGAUUGGUGCAGGCUAUCAAGUUUGGUAUCAAGAAGACCGACUCCCAACCUACUAAUGUUAAACCUAUCAAUGUACUGGACCAGGAACAAGCUGUACCAAAACACAAGGAAGUAUUUGACUGGAACAAAGAAAACAAUUUGCUGCAGUCUCGAAUUCAUAAUGAAACAAUCAUCAAAAGCAGUAGAAAGUCAAAGUUCCUCACAGUAUAUUCUGAAUUCUUUAAAAGAUUUCCAGUCAUAGGUAUACAGUGGGUUACUGAGUUCCAGAAGCAGGAUGUGAAGCAAGAGCCUUGGUACAUGUGCUCAAUGUGUCAACAGAAGUUACAGUGGAAAAGUAUUCUAGAUCAUGUUACAUCAAAUCUCCAUAGGCUGAAUUAUAUGAAAAAGCGUGAUUAUCGUCAGAUGUAUAAUGCAGUAUAUCAUGCCAUUAAGAAAGACAAGCUGUCAGCCAGACCACUGAUAGAGCAGUAUUCCAAAGAGAUAGCUAGUAUAGAACAUCCUCCUACUGAGAUGGAAGUCAUGUUGGAACUAAACAUCAAUACAGAGGCUUUUAAAUCUGUUGCUAAAGUGCAAGAAAAUGUGAAAGCCCGUGCUGUUACAUCUUCAGCUACUCAGUCUGCAAGUAUACAGAUAAAUAUAGCUUCUUCGUCUCUGUCAGGUGCCACAGUUUCAGGAGAAAAUACUUCAACAGCUGUUCAAGCUGCAAGUGAGUCCAAGUCCAUUGUAACAUAUUUGUCAAGUGCACAAGCCCAACAUACCCAAGCUCAGAGCAUUGAUCAAGAUUUACAGCUUGCGUCUCAGGUCCAGCAGCACAACUUACACACUCCUCAAACAGGUCAGAAUCAGAUACAGCAAACAGUUCAGUUAAAUAGUGAAAGCCCAACACUGUAUGCACCACAAAUAUGGCCACCUCCACAGUCGGGCACAAUUUCAAAUAUGAUGUUUCCUCCACCCAGUAUACAUACCAGUCAAGCCCAGAGCUAUCAAACGGCAACUGCACUGCCUUCUCUGAUGCCAUUUCAGAGUGCUACAAAUUCAUCUACGACUACACAGCUGCCAGCUAAUGGUGCUGUAAGACAUUUUGCUCCACAAUAUGGUGGGCUUGUUCAGACAAUGCCAGUUCCUCCAUAUACUGUUAGACAGCCUCUGAUUCCAGGACCUAGACAUAGACCACCACUUGCAUCAGGUUUGAGGCAAACUCUACUGCCAAUGCCUUAUCAUCAUCAGAUGGGGCAAAUUGCUUCUCAGAGGUCAGACCAAACACAGUUAGCUAUGCCAGUGUCUGAUCAACAACCUCUGAUUCAAGAGCAGUCUCCAAGGUUACCAGUUUACCCAAGUUUGGAGAAACCUAUUUCCGCCACACCAGUUCUCUCAGGUGCACUUCCUGUCAUGCUUUCUACAGCUCAGCAUCCAAAUUUACAAAAUGCAACAUCUAAUUUGAUAGGGCAAAAAAGGCCUCCACCUUGCCAGAUACAAACAUCAGCUGCACCUACAGAGUCUUCAACUGGUUCCUCACCUCAGCAAAAUGCUCCUUAUAGGAAUUCAGAUUCUAACAAUUUGCAUCAAUUAAGCACACAUUCUCAACUUCCAAAAACACAUGAGGUUAUUGGUUCAUCAGAAAGUGUAUAUAAUAAGAAUAAGAAUAACUAUACUAAUGAUAGACAAUAUUUUGAUGAGAAAAGAACACCAUAUGCAGCUAGCAAUAAUGAUUGUCAAGUGUUUCAUGAAAGUGAACAUAAUACUGGCCAUGAUGAUGGAACUUCUGUGGAUGGUUUUGGAGAAAUUGAACGCGGAAUUAAAAGAUAUGGUAGAGAAUCUGGAUAUAAUGACAAAAACAAAAGGAGGAGAAAUGAGGGUAGGAUGAAUGUUUUCAGAACUGGAAAUAAAGCGGCAGGCCCUCAAAGAACUUAUGAUAGAUCCCGCCGAGGGUAUAAUGAUAGGUGGGAUAGAGAUCUCAGAAAAAGCGAUGGAAGAGAUAGAAGAAACUCUAGAAGUCCUUAUAGAUCUGAUAGAAGCAGUCCUACCCAUGUAAGGCAGAGGGAUAACAACUGUGUAAAUCAAACUGAUCAGUUUACAAGGAGAUCAGAACGUAUGACCAGCCCAUAUAGAGAAAUAUAUAAUAGAGACAAACACAGAGAAAGUUAUCCUGAAGAGAGAAGGGAGCAGGCAUAUCAGAGUGAUCAGCAAAUUCCUACAGAGGACUAUAAUUUGCCACUAGAUGAAACAAAAGUGGAGGACUUAGUGAGAAUGUAUAGUGACAGAGUUGAUGAUAAUUAUGAUAAUUUGAUGUCAAAUGAAGCAGAAUGGGAUGAUAAGAUGGACAAAAGAUUAAGUGGAGAUAGGAGAGAUGGGACUGAUUAUGAAAUAGAUAUUGAUAUGUAUUAUGAUGGAAGAGAAGCACAUAGAAAUGAAGUUGACAGAGAGAAGUUUCAGAAUUGUAUGAAUUUUGAUGAUGAUUGGAAUGAAAAAGCUAGAAGAGGUAGGUUUGAUUACAUACGUACUGAUGGGUUUGGUGAAAGUGCAGAAAAUGAAUACAAGAAUGUAAGUAACAAAUACAGUCAGUAUUCCAGAAGAGAUUCAAAAAGUAACCAGAACAGUGGGGAUAGUGGUUUCAUUCAAAGAGGACACCUGUCUGAGAAAAGGAAAGGAAAAAGAGACGAAAUACAGAGAGUUGAUAGACACAGAGACAGGGUUGACAAACAUGAAGAUUAUUUUUUUAGAGAGGAAGUAAUCAGAGAGAGAGAAUUUAGAAGUUCUGAAGAAGAAUGGCCAGAGGAUUUUAGGGAGGAAGACUUGAGAAGGCAAAGACAACUUAGAAAAAACUAUUCUGAAAGACAGAGUUAUAGCAGAGAGAAAAGACAUACAACAGACACAUUUGAUAACAGAAGAGAUGACAAUAGAGAUGUACCAGCUCAUAGACAGAGAUUUGGAGACGAUUAUGAAAGGAUGUAUGAUGAACCCAAUGAAGAAGAUGAUGCCCUUCCUGAUCCAUCUAGAGAGGAAAUAGAUGCAUUACUAAGAAGAGCUAAUACAGUGAUUACACCACCAUGUGAAGAAUUCAGUGAGUAUGAGGUUGAAGUUCCUCUAGAAAAUACAAACCUUCAAGGAAGCAGCACAUCAUACUGGAGAGGAGAUCAUGGUGGUUACAGGGGAAGGGGUGGACCUAGAUCAGGCAGAUGAUUGUAGUAAAAAGAGGUACAUUUAUGAAAGCUGCUGUGCUGGAUAAGACCACUCAUUUAUUAAAUGAAUUAUAACUUAGCUAAAGGACAUAUCAAGAUUCUACUAGUGGCAUUCAAUAAGAUGCUGGAGUUUAGAGACAACUUCAGAAACACUUGUCUUUAUUGGACAAUCAUUUCUGGGUACAAAGGACUUGUGUAUUUGUAUAUAGUACAUGCCAUUGAUAUGUUCAAAUCUCAAUGAAUUAUAGUGGUGCUGGCAAAAUGAUAGUUCUGGCUACAAUAACUUAACUGACACUACUUUUUGUCCCCUGCCUUUUUUGAAGAAAAAAAGGGGGAUAUAGAAAUAGGCUGCAUCCUUCCAUCCUUCUUCUGUCCAUCCGUCACACUGUGUCCGGUCCAUAACUUUGCCAUCCAUAAAGGGAUUUUGAAAUAACUUGGCAUAAAUGUUGUGCAAAGGACUCAGACCCAUAGCUUCAAGGUCGAGGUCAAAGGUUAACACGGUAUAUUUCGUGUCCAGUCUCUGCCAUUCAUCAAGGGAUUUUGAAAUUACUUGGCACAAAUGUUCCCAUAAUGAGACGACAUGUCGAGCACAAAACCCAGACCCCUAGCUGGAAGGUCAAGGUCACACUUAGAGGAAAAGGUUAACAGGGUCUGUUUUGUGUCCAGUCUAUAACUCUGCCAUUCAUCAAGGGAUUUUGAAAUUACUUAGCACAAUUGUUCCCCACAAUGAGAGGGCAUGUCAUGCACAAGACCCAGACCUCUAGCACUAAGGUCAAGAUCAUACUUGGAGGUUAAAGGUUAACUUGGUCUGUUCCUUGUAUGUUCAAUAACUCUGCCAUUCAUCAAGGGAAUUGAAAAUUACUUGGCACAAAUUUUCCCUAUUAUGAGUUGAUAUGUCAUGUGCAAGAACCAGGUCCCUAGGUCUGAGGUCAAUGUCACACUUAGAGGUCAAAGGUCAAAUUCAAGAAUAACUUUGUCCGGAGCAUUAAAAUUUUUUCUUCUUCAUGCGUGGAGGGAUUUUGAUGUAACUUGCCACAAUGUUCAGCACCAUGAGGCACCCUUGUUUUUAGCUCACCUGAGCAAUGCUCAGGGGAGUUAUUGUGAUCGCUCAAUAUCUUGGCUUUUGCAGCCAUAUAGAGACUUCAUUUAUGGUUUGAUUUGAUACAAACUUGCAAAAUAUCUUUGACAACAAUAAAUAUUGGAUUCCAUGAUGAUUCUUACAGAACCAAUCAUAGGUUCCGGAGAUACAGCCCCUGAUUGACCCCUAUAAAAGCUGAAGUUUGGUAAUUUUUACCUUGUGAACACGAUGGAAGUGACAUUUUAUAUUUGAUUUUAUCCACACUUAAUCACAACUUAAGUCACAAUUAGAUCUUAGUUCCUUUUGAAAACCAGCUAGAUUCCAUCAUUGGUUCUGGAGUUACUGUCCCUGACAGGGGCAGAAUUUUCUAUUUUAGCCCUUUCAGUCAUAUAGAAGUUUCAUUUAUGCUUUGUUUGAUACAAACUUGCACAGAAUGAUUAUCUUAAUGAUCUCUAGGCCUAGAUCAAUAUUGGGUCAUGUCUGGUCAAAAACUAGGUCAUCAGGCAGUAUCAAAGGAAAAGCUUGUCAACAACUUAGAGGCCGCAUUUAUGACCUUGUCUUCAUGAAACUUGGUCAGAAUGUUUAUCUUGAUGAUUUUUAGGCCAAAUUUGGAACUGGGUCAUAUUGGGUCAAAAACUAGGUCACCCAGUCAAAGGAAAAGCUUGUUAACACUCUUGUUCAUUUGAUGUGCAUGAAACUUGGUCAGAAUGUUUGUCUGCAUGAAGUAUCGAAUGAAUAUUUGUCUGGGUCAUGUGGGGUCAAAAACUAGGUCAUCAGGUCAAAUCAAAGAAUAAGCUGGGGGCACAUUUUUGAUUCUUCAUAAAUUUUGGUCAGAAAUGUUUAUCAUGAAGUCUUGGAAGAUUUUAAAUCUGGGUCACAUGGGGUAAAAAACUAGGUCACUAUGGUUCUGGGACAAUCUGUGUAUGAAAAGAAUUGGAACCACUGCCUUACCCUUGCAUGAUCAAAAGAGGCGACUAAUAGGGUCUUAACACUUGGUUUUGCUGUAAUUCUGUGAUUCCAGCAGGUAUGCAAAUUUUGAUUCUAUACCUCGUGUUUAUUUCGAUGUAAAUGAGAUGUGAAACCAAAAUUUGUAGUCCUGUUUGGCGCCAUAUAACCUAUACUGUUGGUGUGCCGUAAAACCCAAAUAAAUAAAUAACUAGGUCACGUCAUAGGAAAAGCUUGUAUACACUAGAAGUCACUUUUUUUGCUCCAAUCUUCCCAAAACUUUGUCAGAAUGUUUGUUUUCAUGAAAUUUUGGACAAGUUCUAAUCAGGGUCAUGUGAGGUAAAAAAACAAAGUCACUAAGUCAAAUCUAAGAAAAUGCUUGUUGACACUCUAGAGGCCACGUUUUUUUGUCCAGUCUUAAUGAAAAUUGGUCAGAAUAUUUGUCUCCAUGAAAUCACUAGGUAAAACAUGUUUACAGUGUUAUGGUGUGUUACACAGGUGAGCGACCUAGGGCCCUCUUGUUUCUCUUUAUCUCUGUAAUUACUUGAUGGAUUUGUUUUAAACUUUAACUGUAAAGUUAUUCCUCAUCAUCACCCACAUCAUAUGACACAAGGAACAUAACUCUCACACCAAUAUUUUGUGAAUUAUUCCCCCGUUUUACUUAGAAUUUCAGGUUGAAGUUUUGAUGCACUUUCACUCUCUUAAUUAUUACUAAAUGGAUUUGAUUCAGACUGAAAGUAGUUGUUCCACAUCAUCUCCCACGUCAAUAUGACACAAGGUCUAUGACUCUGGUACCAAUAUUUAAUAAAUUAUCCCCCACUUAGAAUUUCAGGUUAAAGUUUUGAUGCACUUUCACUCUAUCUCAGUUAUUACUAAAUGGAUUUGUUUCAAACUUAAAAUUGUUGUUCAGCAUAAUCAGUCACGUCAUAUGAGACUAGAACCAUAACUCUUGCAUCAAUAUUUGAUGAAUUAUCUCCCCUUUUUAUUUAGAAUUUCAGGUUAAAGUUUUGGUGCACUUUCACUCUAUCUCAGUUAUUAAUUCAGGGAUUUAAUUUUGACUUAAAAUAGUUGUUCCACCUGAUCACCCACAUCAUAUGUCACAAGGUCCAUAACUCUGGCACCAAUUUUUCAUAAAUUAUGCCCCCUUAGUAUUUAAGGUUAAUUUUGAUGCAUUUUCGCUAUAUCUUAGUAAUUACUAAAUGGAUUUGAUUCAAACUUAAUCAACAUAAUCAGUCAUGUCAUAUGAGACUAGAGCCAUAACUCUUGCACCAAUAUUUGAUGAAUUAUCUCCCCUUUUUUAUUUAGAAUUUCAGGUUAAAGUUUUGGUGCACUUUCACUCUAUCUCAGUUAUUACUACAUGGAUUUGAUUCUGACUUAAAAUAGUUGUUCCACCUGAUCACCCACAUCAUAUGUCACAAGGUCCAUAACUCUGGCACCAAGUUUUCAUGAAUUAUGCCCCCUUUUACUUAGAAUUUAAGGUUAAUUUUGAUGCAUUUUCACUAUAUCUUAGUAAUUACUAAAUGGAUUCGAGUCAAACUUGAAGUAGUUGUUCCACAUCAUAUGACACAAGGUGCAUAACUCUUGUACCAAUAUUUUACGAAUUAUACCCCUUUUUUGCAUAGAAUUAUACUUAUUUAGUGUUUUGAUACACUUUAUCUUUAUCUCUCUUAUAACUUAAUAUUUUUCACACAGACUCAUGCUAUUGUGCAGUAUCUUCUUCCAACAUUGGAGUCAUUAAACACUCCAGCUUCCUCAGAAUGUGCCCAGUUCCACUAUCCAGCACCGAAAUAAUUGAGCGUGCUGUCUCCUGUGAAGCUAUUGUUCAUGCAUUGGUGUGUAUUUUAUUUCAUAUUACUCGAAAUAAAAUAGGAACAUGUA
Molecule: messenger RNA, 11477 nt
Organism: Mercenaria mercenaria
Lineage: Eukaryota; Metazoa; Mollusca; Bivalvia; Venerida; Veneridae
Exons: 27
Coding region: 255-7577 (2440 amino acids)
Molecular function (GO): nucleic acid binding; protein binding; zinc ion binding
Source: RefSeq, a predicted model, not a curated record